AUGUUCCGCAAUCGAAAUAACACCCAGAAGCCCGAUGACGAGUUCAUCACCCGCUUCCAAAGAACAUUUGCAGAUGUCGUCCCCCGACGAGACAGCCAGGAUAUGCCGCAUGGCUCCCUCCACACCGGGACGGGUGAUCCGAUGAUGUCGGGCAGACCCAUGGGACAUGAGAUGAAAUCGGAAGAGCACGAAUUGAAGUUUACUAGCGAGCGAACCCCCCGGAAUCUCCAGGACCUCGAUUUCACGCAAUCAUGGAUCGACCCGCAGCCAAUGCACACGAUGUCCCUCGCCGGGCAGCACCCGGGCUUCUUCACGCCGAACUCGGGUGGAAUGGGCGCCAUCUUUCACAACCAGGCUGGCGACCUGCACACGCCCACUAUGGGACUGAACAUGAUAACGCCUCUCUCCCUCUCGAACUCAAUUUCUCAGGGCCAGCCCAACGGCCAGUCUACAUUGGACCACUUCAAUCAGCAGUACCUCGGUCAGCAUAUGCCCGACAUGAACCCUUAUGUUCAACAACAGUCGUUCGCACCCAGCGCAUUCAUGCACCGCGAUUCCUACGAACCAAUGGAUGAGUCCGUGGACAGCGCAUCCCUCAAUGGCGUUCCCAUGGAUCAAGUAUCAACCAUAUCUACCUCCACGGACUAUUCGGUUGCAAUGAACCCGGCUUAUGCUGAAGGUGAAAAAUUCCGCUAUAAUGUCUCCUUGCGGGCCCCGACAGCGAUGGUCAAACAUCCGCGAGAAGUUCCCAUCUCUUACCUCAACAAGGGUCAAACAUAUAAUCUCUCCGUCACGGACUCCAACCCGCCCAUGAUUGGCUCCGAGCCGCUGCAAUACCGAACCUUCGUCCGAGUCUCAUUCGAGGAAGACGAGCAGCGUUCCAAGCCGGCAGCCUGUUGGCAAUUAUGGAAGGAGGGUCGCGGCACGAGCGAGGCGCACCAGCGCGGAGGCAAGCUUUGGGCAGUCGAAUACGUGGACCCGCUCCAAGGUGGCGACGACCAGAAGCACCGCCAAAUUCAAAUUGAGCAAACGUCUUUCGAUGGAUUCUGCGUUACUUGGACUGCCAAUUCGGCCACCGGCUCUUCCGGCUGUUCCAUUCCCGUGCGAUUCAAUUUCCUAUCAACCGAUUUUAGUCAUUCGAAAGGUGUGAAGGGUAUCCCGGUACGGUUGUGCGCGAAGACACAGCUCCUAUCACCAGGCGACGAGUCUGGAGCCUCCCGGGAGCCAGAAGUAUGCUACUGCAAAGUGAAACUUUUCCGUGACCACGGUGCGGAGCGCAAAUUGUCCAAUGAUGUCGCACAUGUGAAGAAAACAAUUGAGAAGCUCAAGCAGCAGAUUACGCAGGCAGAGAUGGGCGGCGGAUUCGGCAAGCGCAAGCGUGGCAGCAAUGUUGCGACAAACCUCAAAACAUCAGACCGGUCGAAGACGAAGCACAAGCGCUCGUGGUCCAUGAGCUCGCAGAAUGGACAGCCAGAAAAAUUGUCUCUGGAAGAUGAUCUGCAAGCCAAGCUGUUCAUGAUGCAGGAGAUGUUCUCUUCUACCCGCACUAUGAGCGUUCUCGCACUGCGCGGCGAUGAGGAGGAUGACCCUGAUCUGUACCCUGUUCGGCUGCCCGCCGAAGGCGAGUCCGUGAAGAUGGAAUCGCUCAGCUGCCAAAACACGGAGGCAUCGCGAUCAAUGGAGUCUCUCAUUCUCUCACCGACUAGCAGCAAUGUCUCUCUAAACUCGCCUCGAAUACACGCGAGCAAAUUGGCCAGCUUCAAGGAGCCAAAGUACCUGACGGCGGUGCAGCGGGUGUCACCGGGAGAUUCUGGUAUCUCCACGGGAUACAUUGAAGCCGUUGAUAUUGACCCCACAUAUCGUCCGCCAGCGGAGCGUCCACCCAAGCCGAUCGCAUGUUUCUACGUCCGCUUCGCUGGCAUUGAUCAGCAGCCCGACUACUACCGUGCCAUCUAUCUCACCGAGCGUACGGUCCGGGACCUGAUGAGGAAGAUCUCCGAGAAGCACCAAAUUGAUCCAACUCGCAUCGUGCGCGUUAUGCAUGUCACCCAGAAUGGCCUUCGAAUAAUGGUUGACGACGAUGUGGUCCGUGAGCUUCCGGAAGGACAAGACAUGAUCGCCGACAUUUACGAGUCCCCUGAACGCACACCCGACUCUUCGGUGGAGAUCAAAUUAACAUAUUGA
Penicillium canariense is the source of this 2184-nucleotide messenger RNA. Its product is annotated as grainyhead-like protein. Gene Ontology annotation, cellular component: nucleus. The record is from RefSeq and is a predicted model, not a curated record. Bases 1 to 2184 code for a protein of 727 amino acids. Gene Ontology annotation, molecular function: RNA polymerase II cis-regulatory region sequence-specific DNA binding; DNA-binding transcription activator activity, RNA polymerase II-specific. The transcript has 5 exons. Lineage: Eukaryota; Fungi; Ascomycota; Eurotiomycetes; Eurotiales; Aspergillaceae. Gene Ontology annotation, biological process: regulation of transcription by RNA polymerase II.